Molecule: messenger RNA, 1877 nt
Organism: Thalassophryne amazonica
Lineage: Eukaryota; Metazoa; Chordata; Actinopteri; Batrachoidiformes; Batrachoididae
Product: zinc finger protein 501-like
Exons: 4
Coding region: 54-1634 (526 amino acids)
Biological process (GO): regulation of transcription by RNA polymerase II
Cellular component (GO): nucleus
Molecular function (GO): RNA polymerase II cis-regulatory region sequence-specific DNA binding; DNA-binding transcription activator activity, RNA polymerase II-specific
Source: RefSeq, a predicted model, not a curated record
AGCGGGCAGAAGAAGGGCAGCUGGCUGCAGACUGAAAACCGUAUUUGUCAAACAUGGAGAAAACGCCGUGGUUAGACUAUGAAGUACGAGCUUUACUCGGUAUUUACGCCGAAGACGGAAUCCAACAAGAUUUUGAGUCGACGUGUAAGAAUCAUACAAGCAUUCGGAAUCAACUGUACCGCAACAUUUCCACACGUUUGGCCCAAAUGGGGGUUCGGCACUCUGCACAACAGUGCCGCGACAAAAUCAACCAAUUGCGGCAGAAAUAUAAAGUUAUUAAGGAUCAUAACCAGCGAACCGGCGCCGACCAGAAGACAAGUAAAUGGUUCCCGACUUUAGACCGAAUCUUGGGACACAAACAUUCGUCGAACGGAGACGUAGGACCAAAAGAGUCCACGCGUGAAGAAACGUCUUCAGUGGAAGACUUUGGUCAAGAAAUAAUGAGCCCACAAUCAAUAGUUCUUCCAAAAUCAGAGUCUGAAGAACAAAGGAUCAGUCAAGAAAACAGCUCAGAGACCACGAUUGGCCUUAAAAGAGAGUCUUCGGAGGAAAGUGACGUCACUGAGAGUGUCAUUCCAAAAUUAGAAUCCAGUGAUACUUCAGCUGCCUCUGCGCCAGAGAAUUCCACACCACGGAUGCGUUAUCCUUGUCCCACCUGCGGAAAGGCAUUUGACAGACCAUCGAAGCUGGAGAGACAUAAACCGAUACAUGCAAAGAAGCGUAAGACUCUUCAUCAGUGUCAACUCUGUGACAAGAGUUUUAAAGGAGUAGAAAAACUGAUCCAACACCAGAAGAGACACAAUCGAACAAACAGUCACCCGUGUCCGGACUGUGGAAAAGUAUUUGAUAGACGUUUAAAGUUAGAGAGACACAUACGAACGCACCUAAAGAAACCCAAAGUGCCUCAUCAGUGUCCAUUCUGCAUGAAGACAUUCAGUAAGCUGCAUAAACUUGUCCGACACGAGCGGGUGCACACUGGGGAGAAACCGUUCACCUGCCCCGUUUGCGGCAAACGAUUUGCCGAUUCCAGUCACUGCAAGACCCACGAGAAGACGCACGAGGAUCAGCCAGACAAACCUCACCGAUGUGAUGAGUGCGGUAUGAGUUUCUUCAAGACCUCCGAGCUCCGCCGACACUUUCGCAGACACACAGGAGAGAAACCAUUCACGUGCACUGUAUGUAAGAAGUCCUUCACCCGCCAGUCAGGACUCAAAAGACACAUGAGGAGCCACACGGGAGAGAGACCGCACACGUGCAUCGUGUGCAAAAAAGGAUUUACUUCUCGCGCUCAGUUAAACUCUCACGGCCUGACCCACACGGGAGAGAAACCGUACGUUUGCCCAGUGUGUGGUAAAGGCUUUUCCCAGCUGAGCAACAUGAAAGCACAUGAACGAAGUAUUCAUAUUAAGGCAGAGAAAUAUAUCUGCAGUCAGUGCAGCGCGACUUUCACAAGGUACAAAUCAAUACAGCUGCACCAGCGCGUCCACACGGGAGAAAAACCCUACCUGUGCAUCACUUGUGGGUGCAGGUUUUCUUGGAGUCACUGUCUGAAUCGACACCGGAGGUCACUGGCGCACAAACAGAUGUGCAUGGAAGCAUCCAAAGAUGGGCCCUCAGAGAAUACCAUAUGUUGAAAAUAAUAAAUUGGAAGAAUGUCCAGGAGCCUGCAACAAGAAAAUAACAUCCAGUUUAUUGUACAUUACUUCAAGAAGUAACUUUGAAGCCAUGUGACUGCACUACUUGCUGUCAGACUUUUACUGUAAAAACUUUUUUUUUAAAACGGGAGAAUAAACUAUUGUGGCAUUAGGAUGUAGAGAAGAUGAGUUAUUGUUUUUUAAAUCCUGGUUUUCAGAAGUAAAAUCUAAGCAUUAACCUUA